AUGGCCGACAACGGUGGCAAGGGCGGGAAGAAGAAGAAGGGCGGCGCCAAGGGCAAGGCAGUGAAGCCGCUGGCGGAGACUCCGGCAUACGUGGACAAGCGGAUUGAGCUGUUUGAGGCAGCCAAGGCACGGCAGGACGAGUGGCGGGCUGGCCUGCCCGACGUGGAGAUCGAGGUCAAGAUGCCCGACGGUGCCGUCUUUAGCAAGUUCCCUGUUCUCUGCCACAAGACCACGCCGAUGGAGAUUGUCAAGGCCAUCUCAUCGAGCCUGGCCAAGCAAGUGGUGGUGGCGUCGGCCGACGGUGCGCCGUGGGACCUGCACCGCCCGCUGGAGGGCCCGGUCGAGUGCCUCAAGUUCCACAAGUUUGACUCGGAGGAGGGCAAGCACGCGUUCUGGCACUCGUCGGCGCACGUGCUCGGGCAGGCGCUUGAGAUGAUCUUUGGCGGCGCGCUGGGCAUCGGACCUGCGCUUGAGCAGGGCUUUUACUAUGACAUGGCGCUCGGAGCCGACGGCGACGUCGGAGCCGAGGCCGAGGCCGACGGCGCAUCCAGCAGCGAGCCGGAGCUCAAGGUGGCAGCCAAGACUGUGGCCGACGCCGACUUUCCGGUCAUCGAGGCCAAGGUCAAGGCCAUCACCAAGGCGAACCAGCCGUUUGAGCGUGUGCGGAUGGAGAAGGACGAGGCCGUGGCCAUGUUUGGCUACAACAAGUACAAGCAGGAGAUCAUCAACCAGGACAUUCCGGAGGGUGCCCCCAUCACCGUCUACCGCUGCGGUCCGCUUGUCGACCUCUGCCGCGGCCCGCACCUCCCGUCUACCGGUCUCAUCAAGGCCUUUGCCCUCACCCUCACCUCGUCGGCGUACUGGAAGGGCAAGGCCGAGAACGACCGUAUGUCGCGGGUCUACGGCAUCUCCUUCCCCAAGGCCAAACAGCUGAAGGAGCACCUCGCUCUGGUGGAAAAGGCCAAGAAGAACGACCACCGGCGGCUCGGCCUCGACCAGCAGCUGUUCUUCUUUGACCAGCUCUCGCCGGGCUCGUGCUUCUUUGAGCCGUACGGCGCGCGCAUGUACAACGCGCUCGUCGACUUUAUCAAGGAGCAGUACUGGAAGCGUGGGUACGAGGAGGUCAUCACCCCCAACGUGUACAACCACAAGCUGUGGCAGACCUCGGGCCACUGGCAGAACUACGCCGAGAACAUGUUCCAGUUUGAGUGCGAGCACGACAUCUAUGCGCUCAAGCCCAUGAACUGCCCAGGCCACUGCCUCGUGUUCAAGCACCGGACCCGCUCGUGGCGCGACCUCCCGCUCCGCCUCGCCGACUUUGGCGUCCUCCACCGCAACGAGCUCUCCGGCGCACUUUCGGGCCUCACCCGCGUCCGCCGGUUCCAGCAGGACGACGCCCACAUCUUCUGCAUGUCGUCGCAGGUCCAGGACGAGGUCGCUGGCGUUCUCGACAUGCUCCGCGAGGUCUACGGCGUCUUUGGCUUCACCUUUGAGCUCCGCCUCUCCACCCGCCCCGAGAAGUUCAUGGGCGAGAUCGCCGAUUGGGACGUGGCCGAGGCCCAGCUCCGCGAGGCGCUCGACCGCUUCGGCGAGCCGUGGACCAUCAACGAGGGCGACGGCGCGUUCUACGGGCCCAAGAUCGACAUCACCGUCAUGGACGCCCUCCGCCGCAAGCAUCAGUGUGCCACCUGCCAGCUUGACUUCCAGCUGCCCAAGAACUUUGACCUCGAGUUUUCGAGCGAGAACGGCCAUGAGCGCCCGGUCAUGAUCCACCGCGCCAUCCUCGGCUCAGUCGAGCGCAUGAUCGCCAUCCUCACCGAGUCGUAUGGCGGCCUUUGGCCGUUCUGGCUCGCCCCUCGUCAGGUCGCCAUCGUCCCCAUCGCCGCAGAGUACAACGACUAUGCCGAGUCCGUCCGUGCCCGCCUCCACGCCGAGCACUUCCACGUCGAGGUCGACACCUCCACCAAGACCCUCAACCAGAAGGUUGCCAUUGCCGACGUCGCCCACGUCAACUACAUCCUCAUCGUCGGCGGCCAGGAGGCCGAGAACGGCACCGUCAACCUCCGCGCCCGUGGCGAGGUCGAAGGCGAGGGCAAGAAGCGCCGCAUCAAGCGCCGCGAGGUCUCCGUCGACGACCUCAUCACCGAGCUCGUUGCCCUUCGCGCCGCCCGCUCCGACGAUCUUGCUGCCCUUCGCGAGUAAGCACGGUUUUUGGCUAAAGAAUCACUUUAUCGCGCAUUCGCGGUGGAGCUUCAUGUGCUUCGCUACAUGACGACGGCCAGGCAUAGGACAGAGAGG
This is a messenger RNA of Thecamonas trahens ATCC 50062, 2298 nucleotides long. Its product is annotated as threonyl-tRNA synthetase. The record is from RefSeq and is a predicted model, not a curated record. Gene Ontology annotation, biological process: threonyl-tRNA aminoacylation. The coding region runs from base 1 to 2202 and encodes 733 amino acids. Gene Ontology annotation, molecular function: ATP binding; threonine-tRNA ligase activity. NCBI's taxonomy places the organism in Eukaryota, Apusomonadida, Apusomonadidae. The transcript is spliced from 2 exons. Gene Ontology annotation, cellular component: mitochondrion; cytoplasm.